AUGAUAGACGUCUUGAUUGGAAAGCAUGACAGCCGUAAAUGUCUAUAUGAAGACAUAGAUGUAACUGAAAUGACGGUUCCAAAUCCACAGAAUAUGUGUGGUGAUAGUGAUCAUAUGAAUCCAAAAGAUGAAGAUGGUGUUCCAUACAAAGAGCCCCUCAAAGUUUUAGAGCAACGGUGGUUUGAAGAAACCCAGGUUAACAAUAUGAACUUAAAAUGGUAUCAAAGACCGACGAAAACUUUGCUUUUCCUGGUUCUUACUUUACACACUUUAUCUUUUACAAUCUUGAUGGGGCCGUUAGUCAUAUUGAUGCUUCAAAAUAUAUGUACAAAAGAAGCCCCAACAAUAAUUCACCAUCAUGGAAGUGGAGGAAUGAAAAUGCCAACCAACAAAUUUAAGCGUAUGGAAAUGGGAGGAAGUGCAGGUACAGGUGGUCUUGAAGGUUGUAAGAAUGAAAACUCUCAAGAAAUAUUAUCCAAUGUACAAUCGAUAUUGUCUUUCAUAUCAGGUAUAUUAGGAAUCUUGAUGUCUGGGAAAUAUGGGCAGUUAAGUGAUCGAUUUGGAAGAAUAUUUGUAUUAAAGAUACUCGGUCUAAUAAAUUUGAUAAACUCGUUUUGCGCAAUAAUAUAUUUUCAUUUCUUCAAACAAUAUCACCAGUUUUGGAUGAUACUUUUAUUGUCACCCGGGUACUUCUCUGGUGGAAUUAUGACUAUUAUAGCUAAUGGUAAUAGUUAUCUGAACGAUAUAGUUACUCCACAGCACAGAGCUGCAUCUAUUAGUGUACUUAUGAGUUUGGUAUAUUGCGCGCUAGGUAUAGGGCCGCUUAUAGGUUCACUCAUUGUAAAACAUUCAGGUAACAAUAUGAUUCCACUUUUCUUUUCGAUUGGUUUUGGGGGAAUCAGCACCCUAUUGUCUUUCAGUGUAUUAAAGGAAAGUAGACACCCUGAGGCACUUAGAUUAUCCAAAGAGCUGUAUCAACAACGAAGUAUUGAACCUCAGCAUUCUAAUAUGCUAUUAAAAUACAUACAUGUCGUUUUGAAUUCCGUUAGUUCUUUCUUUACCCCCUUGAAAAGCCUAUGGUUACCAAAAACAGAAACUGGUUCUCUUAUUCACAGAGUCAAUGUUCUCACACUACUAUUUGUCGAUAAUUUCAAUAUGGCGGUUACAAUCGGAACUAUGAGUCCAAUUAUAUUGUUUUCGAUUUGGAAAUAUAAUUGGACAAGUGUUGAUAUUGGAUAUUACAUGAGUAUUGGUGGGUUUGGAAAAGCAUUUGUUCUGCUGGUAUUUGCACCUACAUUAUUGAGUAUAUUGACUAAUCGUUGUCGAUUUAAUGUGAAUCCCUAUUCUGUUGAUUCAGUUGAUAGAUUUACCAUUUUAAGCUCCCUGAUAUUUGUUUCGGUAUCUUUAUUAGUGGUUAUAUGCAUCAACGACCCCUCUGGAGUCUACAUUAGUAGCAUUCUACAAAGUUUAGGAGGGAUGAUAUCACCUGUUACACAGAGUGCUAUUGCAAAAUAUAGUAACGUUACAAAUUCAGGAGAAAUCUUCGGUGCAAUUGCGUUAGUUAGGCACGUUUCAAUGUUAAUUUUUCCACCAUUAUUCCUGCAAAUAUAUUCGCACUCAAUUAAAUUCAGUGCCAAAUUUUUCUUGUUUGUUCCUUUGGUUGUUUCCUUAAUGACGAUAGCUGUUAGUUUAUUCGGUUUGAAACAACAUAAGGAAUUUCAUUUGGAGCACUGCGAAAACAUUGAGCCCUUAAAUGAUUCUGAUAUUUGA
This is a messenger RNA of Kluyveromyces marxianus DMKU3-1042, 1770 nucleotides long. RefSeq lists its product as uncharacterized. The transcript has a single exon. Gene Ontology annotation, molecular function: transmembrane transporter activity. The record is from RefSeq and is a predicted model, not a curated record. NCBI's taxonomy places the organism in Eukaryota, Fungi, Ascomycota, Saccharomycetes, Saccharomycetales, Saccharomycetaceae. Gene Ontology annotation, biological process: transmembrane transport. The coding region runs from base 1 to 1770 and encodes 589 amino acids. Gene Ontology annotation, cellular component: membrane.